AGCCCUAGGCGUUAAUCAAGAACAGAAUGGGGAAACAGAACAGUAAAUUGAGACCCGAAGUACUCCAGGACCUUCGAGAAAAUACCGAAUUCACAGACCACGAGCUCCAAGAGUGGUACAAAGGCUUCCUAAAAGAUUGCCCCACUGGCCAUUUGACUGUUGAAGAGUUCAAAAAGAUAUAUGCUAACUUCUUCCCCUAUGGUGAUGCCUCGAAAUUUGCAGAGCACGUGUUCCGUACUUUUGAUACCAAUGGAGAUGGGACGAUUGACUUCCGGGAAUUUAUAAUAGCGCUGAGUGUCACUUCACGGGGAAAGCUUGAACAGAAGCUGAAAUGGGCAUUUAGCAUGUAUGACCUUGAUGGCAAUGGCUAUAUCAGCCGUGCAGAAAUGCUUGAGAUAGUACAGGCCAUCUACAAAAUGGUGUCUUCAGUAAUGAAAAUGCCAGAGGAUGAAUCUACUCCAGAGAAACGAACAGACAAAAUCUUCAGACAGAUGGACACAAAUAAUGAUGGUAAACUAUCUCUUGAAGAGUUUAUUAAAGGUGCCAAGAGUGACCCCUCGAUCGUGCGGUUGUUACAGUGUGAUCCAAGCAGUGCGAGUCAGUUCUAAUUUAAACUCCUGAACAGUUUGCAGAGAAAAUUACUGGCUUGUUGUUCAAGCUUUGCUCGUAAAUGGAUGCCUUCUCAACCAUUCGUCAGUGGUUAGUGGAUGAGAUGCCACUGUCAGAUUGUCUGUGUUUCCAAGUGAAAGAGAACCUCUCGACAACAUUGAUGCAACUCUUGCUUCCCCCAAUUUCAGGUUUAUUUUUCAUAUCCCAUAUAAAGUUAGGAUUCACUCUCCACAUGUAAUUAUAAGGGUAUAUUUACAUACAGGUUAAAGAAGGGGUGAUCGCACAUCACUUGGUUAAUUAUGAAUGAAUGACUUUAUAGUAGCCCUUAAGAACAGAUGCUAUAUAUUACUUUUGUCCAACACAGCAAAUGACCGGCAAUUAAUUUGCUUCCCAGAAAAUGGCUGUGAAACGUGGACUAAAUUAAGUAGAUUUUUUUAAGCAUGAUACCAAUUUACUUUCUACAAGGAAGAUUGCUUGCACUUACAUAACGGUCUUUACAUUCUUUUUAAAUAUAUAUGUGUGUAUAUACAUAUAUAUAUAAACUAUAUAUAUAUAUAUAUAUAUGGUGAAGUAAAAUUUUAAUAUUUAGGUUAUAUUUAAUAUAUCAAGUAGAAGUCAUGCUUCAUCUAGUUGUCUGUGUUUAUUCAAAUCCUUUUUU
This is a messenger RNA of Euleptes europaea (tarantolino), 1267 nucleotides long. RefSeq names its product hippocalcin like 1 (gene HPCAL1). The transcript has 3 exons. The record is from RefSeq and is a predicted model, not a curated record. Gene Ontology annotation, molecular function: calcium ion binding. The coding region runs from base 27 to 608 and encodes 193 amino acids. Lineage: Eukaryota; Metazoa; Chordata; Lepidosauria; Squamata; Sphaerodactylidae.